This is a messenger RNA of Planococcus citri (citrus mealybug), 1857 nucleotides long. RefSeq names its product GDP-mannose pyrophosphorylase B (gene Gmppb). The coding region runs from base 233 to 1339 and encodes 368 amino acids. Gene Ontology annotation, molecular function: GTP binding; mannose-1-phosphate guanylyltransferase (GTP) activity. The record is from RefSeq and is a predicted model, not a curated record. Gene Ontology annotation, cellular component: cytoplasm. The transcript has 3 exons. NCBI's taxonomy places the organism in Eukaryota, Metazoa, Arthropoda, Insecta, Hemiptera, Pseudococcidae. Gene Ontology annotation, biological process: GDP-mannose biosynthetic process.
CCACGUACGCAGAGAGAUAACCAAAUCAUCAGCCGUACUUUGUAUUCCAUUUAAUGUACUGAUAACGUUGCUUUGCCAAUUUUCUAAUUAAUUGUAAUUAAAACUUGAAAGCUGAUUCGCGUAUGUCAUUUGGAAAAUGCUUGUAAUCGUGGAAAUUUGAUUUUGUCAACCUCGGCAACUUGAUAAUGAUUUGAGACAUUACGUCAAAGAAAAGUACAGUAUAAACCUCAGUAUGUGCGGCAAAGAACUUAUUGGUAAAAUCAAAGCCCUGAUUUUAGUCGGCGGAUAUGGAACCAGAUUAAGGCCUUUGACACUUAGCAGACCUAAGCCACUUGUCGAAUUCGCCAACAAAUCGAUGCUCAUACAUCAGCUAGAAGCAUUAAUAGAAGCCGGCGUCACGGAAGUAGUAUUGGCUGUAUCUUACCAAGCUCAAGAGAUGGAAAAGGAUUUAAAAGAAGAAGCACAAAAAUUAGGAGUUAGUUUAAUAUUCUCGCACGAAUCGGAACCACUGGGUACAGCUGGUCCUCUGGCUUUGGCUAGCAAAACCUUAUCUGAAAAUGACGAACCGUUUUUCGUUCUGAAUUCAGACAUCAUUUGUGAUUUUCCUUUCAAAGAAAUGGUCGCUUUUCAUAAAAAGCACGGAAAAGAAGGCACUAUUUGCGUUACGAAGGUAGAAGAACCCUCCAAAUAUGGUGUCGUGCUGUACGAUGAAAAUGGCUGCAUUAAAAAUUUCAUUGAAAAGCCUCAAGAAUUUGUUUCGAAUAAAAUUAACGCCGGAAUGUAUAUUUUCAAUAGUAGCAUUUUAAAAAGAAUCAAAUUAGAACCCACCAGCAUAGAGAAGGAAAUUUUUCCCGAAAUGGCGAAAGAAAGUCAGUUAUAUGCUCUGGAAUUGAAAGGCUUCUGGAUGGAUGUCGGACAACCUCGAGAUUUUUUAACCGGUAUGUGUUUGUAUUUAUCUUCAUUGCGUCAAAAGAAAUCCGAUAAACUAUCAGACCGAGAAGCUGUUGUUGGCAAUGUAUUGAUCGAUCCAUCAGCGAAAAUAGGCCAAGAUUGCAAAAUUGGCCCUAAUGUGACCAUCGGUCCGAAUGUCGUCAUCGAAGAUGGAGUUUGCAUUCGACGUAGCACCAUAUUAUCGGGAGCUGUCAUAAGAUCACAUUCUUGGCUGGAUAGUUGUAUCAUUGGAUGGCGAUGUGUUAUUGGAAGAUGGGUUCGACUUGAAAACAAUACCGUCUUAGGGGAAGACGUCAUUGUAAAAGAUGAAAUUUAUAUUAAUGGUGGGCAAGUACUACCUCAUAAAUCGAUCGCCUCUUCCGUUCCGGACCCUCAGAUUAUUAUGUAAUGAGACGACGUAUUCUUUGUUGGACCUUCAUCGAGAUCAUUGAUCUCGCAUAUUUAUUCUGAAUGACUGCGACAAAUCAUUAGCGAAACGAAAAAGUAGAACUUGAAAAGUUUAACUUUUUACAAAAUAUUACAUUAUGUCUAAUUUUUCUGAAACGAAAGGAAGAAUUCGUUUCAAGUUCAGAAUAAUUUUAAAAAAUCAUUAUAACACCAGAAGUAUUUAAUUAAGGACCAACAAAGUGAUUGCAAAGAUUUAUUCUAUUUUGAUGUGAACCUAAGAUCAAUAAUUGAACGAAAACUGCGACGUUAUUUUUGUUAUUUAGCCAAUUUAUUUGUUAUUUAUUUAAGUUUUCUAAAUGAGAAAAAUUUGUACCUACCUACUUCUAUUUUCAACUUUCAAACAAAAUAUAUUAUUAUGUAUUUCAAACUAGUAGGUAUAUUUUACGCAUCAAUAAUGUAAUUAAAUAUUUUUAAAUUUUCUAAUUGAAAUUUUUAUAAAUAAACUUAUUAUUACGUUUU